This is a messenger RNA of Knipowitschia caucasica, 471 nucleotides long. The record is from the annotation of a GenBank genome assembly. NCBI's taxonomy places the organism in Eukaryota, Metazoa, Chordata, Actinopteri, Gobiiformes, Gobiidae.
AUGAAUUUUAAGGCGAAGCGCUGUGGUGUGCAAUUCAGUCCGCCAUCGAUCGUAUUAAUUUAUGAAAACAAUAUAACCAAGAAACUGAGGAAGAGAAUCAUCCCUUUGAGAGAAUUCUCGAGAGAUUCAGAUCACAGAGAUGCAGCCGAGAGACUGAAGAACCAUCCUCGCCACAGUGACUAUCUUCAGACCGUUCCACAGAGCCAGCUGGAGAGACUGCACAUUAUAAUACGGGACAACAUGAAGGGUUUGAGUCUGGAGCAAAGUCUCGCCUCUUUUCAGCUUGACCCUGAACAAGACCUAAAUAAACUGGAUGAUGAAGAAUUGUCUCGAAAGAAGGGAAAAAUGGAUGAACUCUUUGAGAAGAACAGAAAGAGAAAAGAUGAUCCUAACUUUGUUUAUGACGUGGAGGUCGAGUUCUCAGCAAACAGGGACGAGUGCAGCUGGGACGAAUCAGAUGACGGAUUUUAA